CUCAGGAAGAUGCCUACAAUAACUUUUCGAACAAUUACGCAACUGUCUUUCACCAUGGAUCUCGAGCCUUCGUUAACGGUCGCUGAUGUAAAAAAGAAAAUCGCCGACGAGAAAGGCGAGGAUUACGCCGUGGAGCUCCAAAAAUUGAUUUACAACGGCAAGAUUCUUGAUGACAGUUUGACAGUUGAGCAAGUGGGUAUCGAUCCUAAUAAAUUCGUUGUUGUGAUGCUAUCGAGGAAGAAGGCACCGGCUCCAGAAUCGACGCCGGCAGCUGCUCCUGCUGCGGUUGCCGCACCUGCCCCUGCAGCAGUUGCGGCACCGGCUUCUGCAGCGGUUUCAGCACCAGCUCCAGCAGUUGCACAGUCUGACACAGGAGCUAGCACAACUGAGAAGAAAGCAGAAGGUGCUGCGGGUUCAGCCGCAGCGACUUCCACACCAGCACCGGCCUCUGGAGAAGCUAAACCUGAAUCCACUCCCGCACCUGCUGCUGCGCGGUCCUUCACUCCUGAUCAACAGUCCGCAAUCGACGCCAUCCAAGCUAUGGGUUAUCCACAUGAUCAGGUUGUAGCUGCACUCCGUGCGGCUUUUUGGAACGCAGAUCGUGCUGUCGAAUAUCUUCUGAAUGGAAUACCUGACGAGGAACAGAUUCCUAUCGAAGUGGGAGGUGAAGAAGAGGAAAGCGAACAAGGUGAAAGCGCAGCAUCUCAGUUGGAGGCACUUCGCCAAUUACCUCAAAUGGACGAACUGCGUAAUCUUGUUCGGUCUAACCCAGAGAUUCUCCCAUCUUUGAUACAGCAAAUCGCAUCUGUGAAUCCUGAGCUGAUGGAGGUAAUCCAAAACAACCAAGAAGAAUUUCUGCGUAUUCUGAAUGCCCCUCCCAGUUCCGGUAGCGCACAGCCAGCUGGUGGUGGAGAAGGAGGUGCAGGCGGUAAUCAGAAUCCAUACUCUGGACGACACGUUAUCGACCUCACUGAACAAGAAGCAGCUGCUAUUCAACGCAUAAAAUCACUUGGAUUUCGAGUUUCGGAUGGGCUUAUAAUAGAAGCUUACCUAGCGUGCGACAAGAAUGAGGAAAUGGCUAUAGAUUACAUCUUGAACAGAAUGAGUGAAGAUGAUAUGUGAUAAACUGUAAAGCUGUUGAUGGUACAUGCAAACUGUCAUGUCCGCCAUGUCUGUCAUUUUUGUGAAACAUAAUUGCCAUUUUCUCCUCACAUUUAUUUUUCUUGUACGGUAGAAUGUUUGCUGAGGGCAUGAACUGUAAUGUUCGGUGGACUGAGAUCCUCGAUCUUCGACGGUCGUUCGUUGGUUUCCUGUAUGGAUGGCUUCAUUCUGGUGUGCGUUUAUUAUACUGGUCUUUUACUUCUCAAUGUUUAGAGAGUAUCGAAAACGUUUAUUGAUUUGGUUCGUUAAUAAAUUAUAUCCUUCUA
Cylicocyclus nassatus is the source of this 1427-nucleotide messenger RNA. The record is from the annotation of a GenBank genome assembly. NCBI's taxonomy places the organism in Eukaryota, Metazoa, Nematoda, Chromadorea, Rhabditida, Strongylidae.